Molecule: messenger RNA, 2001 nt
Organism: Loxodonta africana (African savanna elephant)
Lineage: Eukaryota; Metazoa; Chordata; Mammalia; Proboscidea; Elephantidae
Gene: DBNL
Product: drebrin like
Exons: 13
Coding region: 51-1337 (428 amino acids)
Biological process (GO): regulation of actin filament polymerization; positive regulation of axon extension; neuron projection morphogenesis
Cellular component (GO): site of polarized growth; postsynaptic density; actin filament
Molecular function (GO): actin filament binding
Source: RefSeq, a predicted model, not a curated record
GCGGCGGCGGCGCGGGGACUUCCGGGACCCUGACGGGCGCUGACUCGGCCAUGGCGGUGAACCUGAGUCGGAACGGGCCGGCGCUGCAGGAGGCCUACGUGCGGGUGGUCGAUGAGAAGUCCCCGACCGACUGGGCUCUCUUUACUUACGAAGGCAAUAGCAAUGACAUCCGCGUGGCCGGUACUGGGGAAGGGGGCCUGGAGGAGCUGGUGGAGGAGCUGAACAGCGGGAAGGUGAUGUACGCCUUCUGCCGGGUGAAGGACCCCAACUCUGGCUUGCCCAAGUUUGUCCUCAUCAACUGGACAGGCGAGGGCGUGAACGACGUGCGGAAGGGAGCGUGCGCCAGUCAUGUCAGCACCAUGGCCAGCUUCCUGAAGGGAGCCCACGUAACCAUCAAUGCCCGGGCUGAGGAAGACGUGGAGCCUGAGUCCAUCAUGCAGAAGGUGGCCAAGGCUUCAGGGGCAAACUACAACUUCCACAAGGAGAGCAGCCGCUUCCAGGACACAGGCCCCCAAGCCCCCGUGGGCUCUGUGUACCAAAAGACCAACGCCAUGUCUGAGAUCAAGAUGGUUGGCAAAGACAGCUUCUGGGCCAAAGCAGAGAAGGAUGAGGAGAACCGCAGGCUGGAGGAGAAGCAGCGGGCAGUGGAGGAGCGUCAGCGGCUGGAGCAGGAACGCCAGGAGCGGGAGCGGCGUGAGGCUGCCCGCCGCGAGCAGCGCUAUCAGGAGCAGGACCACGAGUCCAGUGCCCAGAGGAAGCCUGAACAGCAGCAGGAAGUAGUUUCAGGGACAAGGGGGGACCAGCAGCACACGCACCCACGGGACAUCUUCAAGCAGAAGGAGAGGGCCAUGUCUACCACCUCCAGCCCCAGCCCCCAGCCAGGCAAACUGAGGAGCCCCUUUCUGCAGAAGCAGCUCACCCAACCAGAGACCUCCCUCACCAAGGAGCCCAUUCCUGCCUCCUUGAGGCCCUGCACAGAUUUCCUCAAGGAUCCAGCACCCAUUGCCCCUCAGUCUCCAGUGCAGGUGGAAGGGGAGGCUGUCUACAAGGAGCCCCUGGAGCAGGAGGAUCUCUACGAGGAGCCCCAACUGGUACAGCAAGAAGAUGCUGGUUCUGAGCGCAGCACCUACUAUGAGCAGGGGCCAGGGCUGCUUGGGAAGGGACUUUGUGCCCGGGCGCUGUAUGAUUACCAGGCAGCUGAUGACACAGAGAUCUCCUUUGACCCCGAGAACCUCAUCACGGGCAUCGAGGUGAUCGAUGAGGGCUGGUGGCGUGGCUACGGGCCGGACGGCCACUUCGGCAUGUUUCCUGCCAACUAUGUGGAGCUUAUCGAGUGAGGACAGGCCGUGCCUGAGGCCCUUGUCCUUCCCUCUUUACCAGGACACAGCCUCCUUAUUGCUGGAGGAGGUGGCAUGAGAGCUACCUGUCACUCUUCCAGGAAUAAGACCCCCUGGAUGAGGAUGAGGCCUCAGGACCCCCACUUACAGCAAUAAGCUGCUGAUUCCCAAACAUGCUUCCAGCAGGACAUCGAGCUGUACCUGUGGCCAGCCCUUGGUGACCUCUGCCUAAGGAGAGUGGCGGGAGGGGGCAUCGGAGGUUGCCCCACACCCCAGGCUGCUGUGUGCCUUUUCCAUACAGGGAGCUUGCCAGGAGCAGCCGCCCUUUUUCCUUCUUCUUGCUUCUAGGGUGGUGGCUGCAGCUGUCAGGAGUGACCUUCAGGUACAGUGAGCUUAGAGAACUGUGCUUAGCAGCAUAUACGACCAAAGUCAGACUGGACCUUGGUGACUGAGGGCAGGGAGAGGGUCUCACUGGAGCUGGCUCAGUGGCCCUUAGCCUGGAGGGCAUAGAGCAAAGGGAGGUAUGAAAAUGUCACAAUCACAGUACAUGCCUAAGCAGGACAGCUCCCUGUGUGCUGCCGCACGCGCACCGCUCAGCCAACUCCAGCUCCCUCCUCAGAGUUCUUGUUUCGGGAAAAGUAACAAGAAAAUGGCUCACACCUGC